Molecule: messenger RNA, 2564 nt
Organism: Ceratotherium simum simum (southern white rhinoceros)
Lineage: Eukaryota; Metazoa; Chordata; Mammalia; Perissodactyla; Rhinocerotidae
Gene: PROSER3
Product: proline and serine rich 3
Source: RefSeq, a predicted model, not a curated record
GAUCCUUUCCAUUGGUCCACAGGUUUGUCAAUUACUGCUGCACGCUACGGUUCGCCAAUCAAACACGCUCCUUCAGUCAGGCCGCCGUUACAGCCGGUUGUGAGACAUCUCCCUUUGGCCACUUUCCAAUUCCUUUUCUUUUCCUCUCCGUCAUUGGUCGCCUUGGAGGCCGCUCUCUUCCCGCGCCCGCACUCCCAGAGAGGGGCGGGGCCGAUAGGACAUUGCUAAGCGACCAAGAUGCGCGCGGGGUCAGUCCGCUGAACGAGAGGAGCAGGCAGAAGCGCCGAGGGAGCUGCGGGAUGGACCGCAGCCUGCCAGUUUUCUCCAUCCAAGAGAGCCCAUUUGGGGACACUCCCCUGGGUCGAAGCCACUACUGGCCUUCCCGAAGCCAGACCUGGCACCCCAAGGUGAGGACACCACCCCACAGAGAGUGCUGUGUGCCAGUCCAGUAGGAAGGGAGUGACGACUAGAGGGAAGGAAGACACGUGAUGAUGGGGACCCAGAGCCCAUGCAAGACCCAGACAUCCAGGCUCCCAGCAGCUCCCAAAGUUCUGGCCACAGGUCCCAACUCCCCUGAGCCAUUCGAGGAUUCCUGGCCCUCCAGCUCGGGGACCCCUUCCCCACCCAGCACCACCGAGGGACAGAUCGGAGCCUCCUCACCACCCACCCUGAUUGACAGUGGGGACUCUGUGGUGGCCAAGUACAUCAACCGGUUCCGUCAGGCUCAGCCCACGAGCCGGGAGGAGCGCCAGCCUGCAGGCCCAACCCCGGCUGACUUUUGGUGGCUGCAGCCUGAAUCUCCAGACCCCAGCAGUCAACUUGCAGCAGCAGGAGUCAGUGAACCAGGAAGAAGACUCAACACAGCAGUCCCGACUCUUGCCAAGGUGGCCAGCACAUCACAGGCUAAGGCUGUGGCCCCCCUUCAAGAAAUAAAGCAGAGCCUCAACACAUGGAACUCAUCCAUGCUGGACCUGGAGACGCUGAGCCUGCAAAGCAGAGCUGCCAGGCUGCUCCAACGCAGCAAGGCCUCCAUCUCCUCCUCCUCCUCCUCCUCCUCCGUCAGCCCCGGCGAUGCCAGCAGCUCCUCAUUCCCCAUCAGCUCCGAUGGCCUCUCUCCCUUCUCCAUGACUUUCAUCCCUGACUCCAGCAAGGACUCUGACCCCAAGGUGCAUGCAACGCCGGCGCUGGCCCCCAUCCCUGCUCCAGCCCCCGUCUCCUCCCAGGCACCCCUGCGGCCGGAGGAUGACAUUCUGUACCAGUGGCGGCAGCGGCGGAAGCUUGAACAGGCCCGAGGAGGUCAGGGUGACGGGACCUGGGUGCUGCCGCGGACCCCUGCCCUCCCCACUCAGGUCCCUGUCCCCAUCUCCCUACAGACCUCUCCUGCCCCUGCGGAGACCUCUGGUUCCCUGGGAACCCAGCCUAACGGCGUCCCACUUUGGGGGAGUGUUGCCCGGCCUGGCCCCCCUGAGGCCUUCUAUUUAGAAAGGCCUCCUAUUCCCCCAGGGUUCUCUCCACACUUCUUUUGGGGCCCCAGCCCCCAUGGGUUCUUCUGGGCCCCGCAGUCUGGUUCCUGGGUAUCUCUGGGGGCUGUUCCCCCGACGUCCCCGGUGUCUAUCCCCGCGCCUCCAGCCUCCACCUCUGCGCCCCCGGCCUCCACUCGCGCAGCCCCGGCCGCCCCCCAGGGCCCGCCCACCCCUGCACCAAGCAGCCCUGCCCAGCCAGAGAGGCAGGGCCCCAAGCCUCGGAGAAGCAGAGCCCCUCACCGGGAGACUGCUGGCUGGAUCACAGCCGGGGACGAGGGGCCCGGGCCGCAGCUCAGAGGCGCCCUGGGCCAGGUGGUAACAGCUCGGCUGUUCCCGGACUGCCUGGAGGACACGCCCCCUCGCCUCGAGGGCCUGCCUCUGAUCCAGGCAGAAUCUCCGAAAGUCAAGGCCACACCCCGAAAAACCAAGGUUACGCCCCCUCGCUCAGAGGUCCCGCCCCCUCCGUGCGAACCACGGUUUCUGCAGGAGGAGACCCCGCCGGGGCGGUCUAAGGCCGGGUUUCGGAAUGCCAAGGCCACGCCCCCCCUGGCGGGGUCUGUGCUUUGCAAGGCCGAAGACAGUCCCUCGGCUGAAGUCCGGGAUCCGCAGCCCGGGGUCCCGUCCUCACCAGAUGAAGAGGUGUCCACACGUGUCAAGGCCCCACCCCCUCCGUUUAAGGUGGGGUCUCACAGGGCUGUGGCCACGCCCCCGUCUACUGCUGACCACGCCCCCUCAGAGGACCUGCUGUCCCAGGCCACCCGACUCCUGGAGGCUGCCGAGGACUCCGACGGCAGCGAGUUCCAGGACGACCCUGUUCUGCAGGUGCUAAGGGUUCAGAGGGCAGAGCUUCGGCGGCAGAAAAGGAAAGUGGAAGCCCAGUUAUCCCACCUGCUGGACCACACUGAAGACCCAGGGUCUUGGUCUCCUCCAGCCAGUUCGCCCCCCGGGUCCCCAAGGAUGCGGCUGCGGAGGGAAGGGGUCUCUCUUGAGGCCAGACGACCUUGAAUUGUACAAAGUCCCUUUUUCCCAAUAAAAAUUUUU